ACCCCCCCUCCCGUUCUGUUCCUCCCGGCGACGAGGCGAGGAGCGGAAUAGCAGGUAGGUUUUUUGAAAUCCCUCCCCAAUCCCCCCACUCGUUUCGUUUCGUUCGGGUUCCCCCGCCGCCGAUCCUGACGAGAUUGCUCCUUCUCCCCCGACGCGCCGCCGUCUCCCAGUCGCGAGGAGUCGAGGAGGAUCAGAGGUCAGGCAAGAUGAACAGGAAGCCUGGAGACUGGGACUGCAGGGCUUGCCAGCACCUCAACUUCAGCCGGCGGGACCUAUGCCAGCGCUGUGGUGAGCCACGUGGAGCUGCUGACCGUGGCAGCGGCGGUGGAGGUGACUAUGCCAACUUCGGUGGCCGUGGUGGCUCCUCCUUCGGCGGUGGCUUUGGUGCUGGCUCUGAUGUCCGCCCUGGUGACUGGUUAUGUUCCUGCGGCGCGCACAACUUCGCCAGCCGCUCCAACUGCUUCAAGUGCUCCGCCUUCAAGGAGGAGGCUGCUGUCAACAGUGGUGCUGGUGGCUUUGAUGGUGACACGUCACGCUCACGCUACGGCUUCGGUGGCGGCGCUGCCCGCACCAACCGCCCUGGUUGGAAGUCUGGAGACUGGAUCUGCACCAGGUCCGGAUGCAACGAGCACAACUUUGCCAGCAGGAUGGAAUGUUUCAGGUGCAACGCACCACGGGACUCCGGUAGCGCUGCCAUGACCUACGAUACUUACAACUUGCACUGAGGUGUAGGAUCGGAGCUGACGCUUCGAAUGGACCCCGGACGAGCAGAAGCAGCAAGAAGAAGAGUCCCUCAACAUGAUAAGAAGAGUAGUAGAUUUGCAAAAGGCAUCCCCGAUGCUCUAUUACUAGUUUUGUUCCACCCCUACCGUUUCCUUUUAGAAUUUGGUUCUCGUCUCAUUCCCCCCUCGGACCUAUGUUUGCUGUUUUACUAUUCCCGUUGUUUUCCGCAAUGUUUGCGCUUUGCAUCGAGUCAUGUGAUGUAACCCCAAAACGCUUGCUUUACAAGUAUUAACUAGUACUGUUGCUUCUUAAUA
Panicum hallii is the source of this 1037-nucleotide messenger RNA. RefSeq names its product RNA-binding protein cabeza. Gene Ontology annotation, molecular function: mRNA binding. Lineage: Eukaryota; Viridiplantae; Streptophyta; Magnoliopsida; Poales; Poaceae. Bases 207 to 725 code for a protein of 172 amino acids. Gene Ontology annotation, cellular component: cytoplasm. The transcript has 4 exons. The record is from RefSeq and is a predicted model, not a curated record.